Australozyma saopauloensis is the source of this 2556-nucleotide messenger RNA. RefSeq lists its product as uncharacterized. The record is from RefSeq and is a predicted model, not a curated record. Bases 1 to 2556 code for a protein of 851 amino acids. The transcript has a single exon. Lineage: Eukaryota; Fungi; Ascomycota; Pichiomycetes; Serinales; Metschnikowiaceae. Gene Ontology annotation, molecular function: DNA-binding transcription factor activity. Gene Ontology annotation, biological process: regulation of DNA-templated transcription.
AUGCUUCCACCCACUCCUAGUGGUAACAAUGAACGCUCAAAACCAUCUCAAGAAAUCGCACACUCCUCAGAAACAGAACUGCCGAUGUACCACGGCUCGCGCAGAAGCUCCAACUGGAACAUAGAUGCAAAGACAGGGACAAAUUUCAAUCUUGGAGCUGGCUCCGCUGCUACUCUUGCUCAUGAAUUCGAUACGCACUCUGACCUGGUGAGCACGUCUGCCUCGGAUGUAUGGUCCAUGUCGCAGAAUGGCCAGAACGACAGCCACUCUCUUUCAGUCAACUUGACAUCAAUCGUCGAGGAUUCCGAUGACAAAGAGCUCUUUUUAUCUCCCCAGGAUUACUUUCUCGACUCUAUUCCACGCCCAAACCGUGUAUCGCCUGGCUCCAACGACUUCACCUCUACACCGACUCGUAGAAAGAGCGACUGCUCGGCACGCUCCAGUCUCUCUCAUACAAAUCCUCCUGCUGAAACGCCCUGCAGAAAGCUUGCUUCUAAGAUUGAAACUCUCGACUCGCCAGCAAGAAGCAGAGCUUCUUCGGCUUAUACAGACAUCUUGAGCUCGCAGAAGGUAUGGACUACUAGCUUGGACGAGGAGCUCCUUCGUUGCUGGAACAAAUACAAGGUGUAUAAGAUCUCCCACAAUGACCCGGCGAUCUUUCGGUACACGUCGCGCAACAAGAUCUUAUCCCGGAUGCUCUUGAGUCGUACCUCCGUGUUCCGCACUGCAAAGCAAGUAUCGUGUAGACUCCAGCGCUUGUUGAAAAACAGAGAUGCCGAUAGCAGUAACACCCCUUUCACCAUGGAUGAAGCUCCGCCACCUCAACCUGUGUUUCAAAAGGAGAACAACGUUCCCGUGAUGCCCGUGUCUCAAACUUUCAGCACCCCUUCAGUGGGACUCAACAUUUUUGAAUUUUGCAUGGCAUUUCACUAUAGAGAUUUUGUAUUAGGCUCUCACUCGUUUGCCUCUCUGGGUCCAACACCGGUCCAGCCUCCAUCGUGUGAGGACUUUGCUGAGAUUGCAAAGACCAUUCACCACAAAAAAUUCCUCAUGCAACUCACUUCUAUUGCGCCAACGAUGGUUUCUCAAAACGUUCCUAUUCACAACGUGCUCUGUGCCAUCAAUUUUACUCAUCAACCAAACUCUUCAUCACCCAUGUCCCCACAUGCAUCCUCAAGGCUUAUCAAUCUCGGAAACGGCGAUUUUCUGUCAUAUUUAAAGAUAAAAGUUCCAAAGACCAAAAGUAACCAAUCGUUUCUUUCAUGGCGCUCAAUAAUAACCGUUUAUAAGGGACUGGAGGAGAUAUUGCUUAGCACUGAAGAUGCCGUAAAUGGCUACAGAGACCAGAAUCAAGAUUUCAUGCUUCAGGUUCCAUUUAUCAAUAGCUUUUGGUCGGGUUACCUUUCUUUUUUGAUGAAUGGUUCCAAUUCAUACAACGAUUUGAAUGACCUUACCAUUCUGCAAGUGAUCUGCGAUGGCGAGAUGGGACUCGGAAAGAUUCACGGGUGCUUCAUCUACAACUUUGCUACUAAUGACAGAGCUUUGCCUUCUCUUACAGUCAGCAUGUUUACAUUGAGAAACGCGCCCGCAGAUUCUCGCCUCGGCCUCUCUCAACAAGUUCCAGAGCAAUUCAAUGGAAUAAAAACCAAUAAUGUCGCAGACACAGUCCAGUCAAAAACCCCCGCUGAUGAUGUAGAUGAGCUCGAGACCAUUCUUGCUCCUUCAUCGCCAGUGUGUCCAACUCCUGGUAAGCCAGACGACUUUAAACCUGAGAUGCGUGUAAAUGUUGAUAUGGCCAACAUCUACAGCAUGCAAGGACCAUCUACUGCUCCAUUGUUUGAUUCUCGGGCUAUAAGGAACGCAAAUGCGAACUUGAUGACACACAAAUCACCUCCAACCCAAAUCUAUUUCCAUCCCUCCAAGUCCUCUUCCAAUAUCAUGACUCAAUCUCUCGACACUGGUGUCGAGACUCAAAGACCAUACAUGGCUCGCCACUUCUCUUGUGACUUCUUACCCCAACAAGCUAAGAUUGAGAAUUUUGUAGCUGGCAACCAACCAGUACCACAAACCGUCAAUGUCAACCAAUCAAGCACUCUUUUCGAGGAUAAGCAGUUCAAUAUGUUUAUGAAUGGACACGACAUUAGCAGCAUUGAGACUGGCUGCCCACCACAAGGUGCAUUAGACACCGCUCUCAAUAUCGAUGACAUAGAUUCGAAGCCAUGGAAUCUAGGCAUAAAUACCGACAGCCUUGCUUUUGAAUCUCCUAUAGUACAAUCUGCUCCAGCUUCAAGAGAGCAUUUCUUUCCUGCUCUUGACCGUUCCAGUGAAGUCACAAAUGACGCUGGCCAGGUAUUGAAACAGGCACACAUUCAUCAGAGAGCUGCUGAAUUAGCCAAUCGUCGAGCUAGUCACAGCAUGCAAUCAUCUUCAUCAGGUCAGGUUCUCAAGAAGGGACCAGUUGCUCAGACUCACGCAAGCCAGACAAGCCUUGUAAGACCUCCAUUUCACAAAUUUCCAACAUCGCAACCCGUGAUGUAUCAACCAAAAAAGAAGUAA